Molecule: messenger RNA, 591 nt
Organism: Alternaria viburni
Lineage: Eukaryota; Fungi; Ascomycota; Dothideomycetes; Pleosporales; Pleosporaceae
Exons: 2
Coding region: 1-591 (196 amino acids)
Source: RefSeq, a predicted model, not a curated record
AUGCGCGAACCAAGACACACGUCAACAUCGAUCGAACCGAACGAGCAAAUCCCCCAGAGCCUGCCUCUGAACGCCGACCUUAGUAUUACAAUGACACUUGAGAGCCAACCCCGGCGCUCUACAAAGAAGUACCGCGCGGUCAAGCGGCCUGACGGUAUCAUUGUCGAGCAUCCUCGGUAUCGACCAGCAGGCACGUCGCAGAAGCCCACAAGAAAUCCCGAACGGAACUUGGUCUCAGUAGAUCAUGUCGGUCCGAACAGUAUGGAGCACGACCUCAUGGGUAUAGGCAUGGGCAUGGGCAUCUCUGUUCGCGCCGUGCCCGUCGAUGCUAUGGGCAGUGACAACUGCACUAGACGGGGGAGAGGGAGGGGAGGAUACAACGAGGUUGCGCGCGAGCUCACACCUGCUCACAUCAUGGCAAUCGGGUGCAAACAGCAGUGCUAUGCCGACUUUAAUCCGAUGGCUCGCUUCCUUAGCGAGCAAGGGCCCUGGAGUCCUCACUCUUCUCGAGAAGAUGCAGGAAAAGACCAUGGAUCCUACUCAGCUGCAGCUUCCUCAGUGCCAGGAUCAAAAAGGAAGGUGCUGUGGUGA